AUGUCUUUUCCUGUACAUGCAAAUCCCGGCCUGGAGGCGAGCGAGGUCGCAGAUCUUCUAGAAAAGCAGACCUCGGACCAACCCCGAGACUUCCUGUUGGUAGAUGUUCGCAGGACGGACUGGACUGGCGGCACCAUCGCAUCCUCGAUCAACCUCCCUGCCCACAGCUUAUACCCGACACGGAAGAUCAUUUAUGACUUGUGCAAGCAAGCAGGUAUCAAGAGAAUUAUAUUCUAUUGUGGAUCCUCAAACGGACGGGGCCCGAGAUCUGCAGCUUGGAUGGAGGACUAUCGCAGCGAAGUCGGCGGAGAGCUGCAGGUUCUGAUCAUGAAGGGUGGGAUUAGAGGAUUUGUCAAGUCGUAUGGGGGCCGUCUCAUGGACGGGUAUGACGAGAAGGCCUGGGAAGGCAGCUGA
This is a messenger RNA of Phialemonium atrogriseum, 414 nucleotides long. RefSeq names its product Rhodanese-like domain-containing protein. Lineage: Eukaryota; Fungi; Ascomycota; Sordariomycetes; Cephalothecales; Cephalothecaceae. Gene Ontology annotation, molecular function: protein tyrosine phosphatase activity. The coding region runs from base 1 to 414 and encodes 137 amino acids. The transcript has 3 exons. The record is from RefSeq and is a predicted model, not a curated record. Gene Ontology annotation, cellular component: nucleus; cytoplasm.